Thelazia callipaeda (thelaziosis nematode) is the source of this 783-nucleotide messenger RNA. NCBI's taxonomy places the organism in Eukaryota, Metazoa, Nematoda, Chromadorea, Rhabditida, Thelaziidae. The record is from the annotation of a GenBank genome assembly.
AUGAAAAAUGAAUAUUCUUCGAGAACGAAUCCGACGUUUGUAAUAUACCCAUCUUGGCAAGCAUUUGGAACAAAUAAAUUGGUUACCCGAGGAGAUGGCAGUACGAUAUCAAAUACACCCUAUUCUGUACGGCUGGCUCAUCAAACGGUCUAUUUUUGGCCAACUUUCACUAGUUUGGAACAGCAAGUUCUUCGUAAUGCAUUCCAACAAAUCGCACGUUGGACAUGCGUUAAUUUUGAGGAAAAAGUAUAUGUUCCAUGGUAUCAUGGUGAUCGGUGGAUAGAAGGAAAAUCAUAUGUGAUAAUACGAAAAAGUAACAAUUAUAUGGCUUACACAGAUAAUAAAAUUGAAAAUGUAGCAAUCCGAAGCAUAUUGUACAUCACAGAUAGAGCUCUAAAUUAUCCAGUUUUCAACCAGUCUCGUGGUAUGAUCAUUGAUCAACUUCUGCGAUUUCUUGGCUUUCGUCCUGAGCACUUACGUCCAGAUGCAUCUUCUUACAUACAGCCUGUUGGGAAGCUAACAGAUUCGCCAAGGCCAGACUUCCUCCAAGCUCAGUUACAAUGGCCAUUUGAUCCAGAAAGUGUAUCAAUUCCAACCGAUGCUGUGAAAUGGUACGAACUAAGUAUUUACUGUCCUGCUCGAAGUAACAAUAAUAUUGGAGCUGGACAACGAGCCGGUUUACUCACGAAAUGGGAUGCCAUUAAGCUGAACAGUAUGUUUUGUCCACAUAUGGUGAAACAUGUUGAUCCAAGAUAUGGCCCUUGUGUCGUUCCAAGACUUUAA